Molecule: messenger RNA, 1795 nt
Organism: Acanthochromis polyacanthus (spiny chromis)
Lineage: Eukaryota; Metazoa; Chordata; Actinopteri; Pomacentridae
Gene: ncf4
Product: neutrophil cytosolic factor 4
Biological process (GO): respiratory burst; phagocytosis; superoxide anion generation
Cellular component (GO): NADPH oxidase complex
Molecular function (GO): protein binding; phosphatidylinositol binding; superoxide-generating NADPH oxidase activator activity
Source: RefSeq, a predicted model, not a curated record
GAGAAUGAUCAGUGGAAACAGGACACAUCUGAGCUCAGUUUGGAGUUUCAUAGCAAAGGAUGGGAAUACUUAUAUACAUGUGGUAUUUGUGUGUUUUGUUUUUAAUACAUUUGCAAAGUUGUCUAAAAACAUUUUUCACGUUGUCAUUUUGGGGUGUUGUGUGUAGAAUUUUGUGAAAUGUUUUUUAAAGCAACUUUGGAAUGAGGCUGUAACAAAACAAAAUGUGGGAAAAGUGAAGCUGUAUAAUACUUUGACUGGACUGGCCCAUGAACGCAUUUACAAUUCUGCAUUUCUUUGGACACCUUAUUUGAUCUUACUAGAAAGUGUCACUUCAUGUGCUUCGUGAGGUUUCCCCGCCCUCUCUGACAUCUGUUGCGCCAAAUGAACGCAUCUCAGCUUUUAUAGGGAACUCUCGCUUCCUCUUGCAUAUUUCCGCACUGUUGCGCCUUCAGACCUUCCCAGACGCAGACGGUCGGUCUGUGCGAGCGUCGUCUCCACUUCACCAGCAACUCUGCGGGACGAAGCGCUUUUUCUCUGCGUAAAAGUUGAACUUUCUCCGUGUGUCUGCAGCCAACACUGUGCCAACAUCAUGUCUCUGCAGCAGCUCCGAGAUGAAAGUGACUUUGAUCAGCUCCCUCACAACAUCCCAAUCAGUGCCACUAUUGCUGAUAUCGAGGAGAAGAAGGGUUUCAUCGACUACUUUAUGUUUGUGAUCGAGGUGAAGACUAAAGGAGGGAGUAAGUAUCUGAUCUACAGGAGGUACAGAGAAUUUUUCAACCUCCAUCAGAUCCUGGAGGGCAGAUACUGUCCCGAAGACCCGGACAAGCCUGCUCCCAACACCUGCGUCCUGCCUUCUCUUCCAGGAAAAGUCUUCAUUGGACACAAAAGGGAGAUUGCAGAGAGCAGAAUCCCUGAGCUCAACACGUACAUGAAGAGGUUGCUCGGUCUGCCACCGUGGCUUCUGCUUGACGAGGAUCUCAGGAUGUUUUUCUACCAGACGGACCAGGACAGUCAGCAUCAACCACGAGCCCUCAGGCGUCUCCGCCCACCUACACGCAAAGUGAAAACAGUCAAACCACCAAAGUCGGACCUCUUCUCCUCCCCCCGGGCUGAGGCGAUGUUUGACUUUCGCGGCAACGGCAAGGCAGAGUUGAACCUGAAGAGGGGAGAGGUGAUCUUCCUGCUGCGACGAGUCAACGCCGACUGGCUGGAGGGCACAGUCAACAACCAGACGGGUAUUUUCCCCGAAUCCUUUGUGAAGAUCAUCAAACCCCUCCCAGAGAGUGACCCAGAAGGUGAAGGUGGAGCCCACAGAUACAGCUGUCUUCACUGUUCCCUGCUCACCCCCUCUGGAGUCUACACCAGAGAUGUGUGUGUACAAGAAGACCUCACCAUCCAGCCAACAUACAAGGACCUACUGUCUCGCAUGAGGGAUGUCUUCAAGGUGGAUGACAUUGCCCUGAACUACCGCGACCCCGAGGGCGACCUUAUCCGUAUCCUUGACGACGAGGACGUCCAGGUGAUGAUCCAGGAGGCAGGUCAGCAGGGCAAAGUCAAGAGACCAGUCAAUCAGUUUCCGUGGGAACUGCAUGUGACCAUGGCCUCCGACCUUUCUGUUUACAACACUGAGGCUUGAGAGGAGGGAGAGGGCUGUGAGGGAUAUUUAAAGUAUUACUAUUCUCAUAUUAGAAAAUGAAUUAACCAUAUUGAGAUUAUUACUGAUGUUGCUUUGUUGUUUACAUUCAUUUAAAAAAAGCUUACAUUUCACUUAGCAAUAAACAUAUUUUAGAACAUU